Messenger RNA from Antechinus flavipes (yellow-footed antechinus), 2363 nucleotides. RefSeq names its product sorting nexin 11 (gene SNX11). Gene Ontology annotation, molecular function: phosphatidylinositol binding. Bases 243 to 1085 code for a protein of 280 amino acids. Lineage: Eukaryota; Metazoa; Chordata; Mammalia; Dasyuromorphia; Dasyuridae. The record is from RefSeq and is a predicted model, not a curated record. Gene Ontology annotation, biological process: intracellular protein transport. The transcript has 8 exons.
GCCUACUGCUUCCCGUCAUGCCCUGGGGUGUUGUGCCCCGGAAGAAGAAGCCGGCGAUCCCGGCUUUCGGGCUAGCCGGCGAGGGGCGUAGCCUGUGUCUUCAGAUGGUGCAUUAGAAGACCAUACUAUCUCACUUGUGUAUGUGGGGAUUCUCCUGGGAAAGAAAGAUCUGAAGUACAUCAGUAGUCCUGCCAAAAUUCUUUACAAAGAAGAAAGGAUUUUCCCAAGAUUAAUUUGUGCCUAUGCAUCUGAGAUGGUCCCCUCUGAUGGGCUCUUCCUAUAGGAUGCUGGAGAAUCAAGAACAAGAGGAAUUGAUUACUGUAAGGGUCCAGGAUCCCCGAGUACAGAAUGAAGGUUCUUGGAAUUCCUAUGUGGACUACAAAAUAUUCCUCCAUACCAACAGCAAGGCCUUUACUGCCAAGACAUCUUGUGUGCGUCGCCGUUAUCGAGAAUUUGUUUGGCUGAGAAAACAACUCCAAAGAAAUGCUGGCUUAGUGCCUGUACCUGAACUCCCUGGAAAGUCUACCUUUUUUAGCAACUCAGAUGAAUUUAUUGAGAAGCGGCGACAAGGUCUUCAGCACUUCCUGGAAAAAGUCCUGCAGAACGUGGUCCUCCUAUCCGACAGCCAGCUGCACCUCUUCCUGCAGAGCCAGCUAUCAAUACCAGAGAUCGAAGCCUGUGUCCAAGGCCGGAGCCCCAUGACUGUAGCUGAUGCCAUUCUCCACUAUGCCAUGUCUAACUGUGGCUGGGUCCAGGAAGAGAACAUGAGUUCUCCUCAGCUGGCAAUGGGAGACCAGCGUAAGAGUUGCUGUUUUAUCCGAAGACCUGGUGCUCAGGCUUCUUCAUCACCUCUCCAGAAUGAAGAGAAGGAUCAGUUGGCAGUGUGGGCUCCUGUGGUCGAUCCUGUGGCUUCUCACUUGGAAAGUUCCUCUCUUCCUCUUCCAACCUCAUCUUCAAACUGGGACUUUGUGCAGUCUGAUGAAAGGACCAGUGCCUCCCAGCCCUGGAAGAGAGUAGAGGAAGACCACCCAGUUCACCCAUCUUAUGACAUGGACUCGGAAUCUGGACAGUUGGAAACGGUCUGAGAAGUGAAGGUUUUGGUCUAAGAUCAGAUAUGAAGGAAGCAGGCCCAGGUGGGAGAGGUUGAAUCAUCAGCAGCGUGCAGCAUCCAACGUGGGCUGCCUUCUGGGCAGCCUUAGUUUCAAAUGGUGGCGGCAGCAGCGGCACUGUAGCCUUCCUCUCUUGCUUAAUUGUUCUCCAGCCAGUGCUGACUGUGCUCAGAACAAAUUUAAAAGUUUAGGGUCUGUUUUGUCUUAGAAUUCCCUACCCUUGAUUCUUGAGAACAGAGUUUCUUCUGAUGAUUUGUUUAUCUGAGUAGAAACACACCCUUAAAAUACACUAGCUUUGGGGAAUCUGGGUUUUGGUAAGGGGGAUCUGAAAAUAAGAAGGUGCUAGCUUUUGCUUCCUGCUUUGUCUCAAUGGCCACCGCAAGUCAGUUGACAUCCCCUUGCUUUAUAAGUAGAUUCCUGUUUAAAUUGUUUGUUUUUGCUCCAGCUCCUACAGUUACUUGUUUUGGGAAGUUGUCCUCCCUGCCUCCCUGUCUCUUCAGUCUGUUGGAUAGUUCUCUCCUGUCCCAUUCUUCCUGCUCUUGCUUCAGCUCUGUGACUUUUCCUCUCUGUGGCGGGGGUAGCAACAGCCUCCAUUGCUGCUAGAGUUUGUUAUAGCUCAAGGCUUCUGCUACAAUGCUCGAGGUAGGUGAAGGUAGCAGCAGCUUGGUGGUCCUGUCAAAAGGGGGGACUUGAUUUUAGCUAGAAGGGCAGAAAAUAGCUGCUGUGCCAGGAACUUAUGGGUUACUUUGGGGGUGGCAGCCUUGGGCUGAGGCUUGCUCUUCAGGCUGGAUGUGGAGAAGUACGACUUUUCCCUGCCGGCUUCAUUGCACAUCACAUUCCCCAUUUUCCACAAUGUUUUUCUUGCUGCAUAGUCUUUAUAUAUGUUAUAAUAAGACAGCCUGUUCAAUUCACCAGGGCCAGGGGACUGUGCUUGUUGAUGAGAGCUUUGUUUUUUCCCUGUAAGCAAAGGGCUCUAGGGAAAGGGAACAGGAUGCCUUUAGACAAUGAGGCAUUCUGGCCUCCUGCUGCCUCUCCACUGAGAACUGGGGCUGCUGGGGUUUCUACUGCUGGCGUUCAGCAUGGCUCAGCUUUUCCGCUGGCUCUGUGUGGCUGCUUAUUCCCUUCUCCUCCCCCUCCUGCGGUCAUCACACCUUGUCUAGGUACUCUGUUACUACCAGUGGACACUGUGGGACUGUCAUGGCAUUUAUCUCAGAGUGGAGGUGCUCUGGCCUGAAAUAAAAUUCAAGUAUUUAA